Molecule: messenger RNA, 1224 nt
Organism: Fusarium keratoplasticum
Lineage: Eukaryota; Fungi; Ascomycota; Sordariomycetes; Hypocreales; Nectriaceae
Exons: 2
Coding region: 1-1224 (407 amino acids)
Source: RefSeq, a predicted model, not a curated record
AUGAACUCGCUGCCCAAGGGCAAGCGGUCCUACGACCAGAGCAAUGCCGGUCAGCAGCAUAAGUACCAGUGGGUGAACUACAAACGAGCGGACGAUGCUGAAGGAAGCGUUGCGACGCCUCCCAACAAGAAACGUUACGUUCCCAAGCCUACUACGACUGCGCAGCUCAACCUCGCUCUUCCCGGCAGCUUCAACUUCAACGCUCAGGGUCCUGUCAACUCUGGUAUCCCGAUGUUGGGCGACAACCCUACUAUCGAUCCUCGUCUUACGCAGUGCGAGUCAGGUCCUUCGGGUCAGCAGAUGGGUGAAGCCCUCACUCUUAACCCUCGCCUCACGCAAUGUGAGCCAGUUCACUCCGGUGACAACAUCGCUGUUGACACCCAGUUCUCGCAAUUUGAGCCGAUUCUCUCUGGUCUGACUACCAGUGGUAACGUCACUCCUGAUGCUCGUCCAAAGAAGCGCCAGCCCGAUUGGUCUGGUCGAAAGAUCGCUGGCUACCCCUUCGAGAAGGCCGGCUUGACCAUCCCAGACGUGGGCUCCGAGGCAGACUAUGACAAGAUCAUCACCUCUAUCGACUUUGAGCUUGCUCACCAGGAGGCCAAUCCUCCCGUUCUCCCUCCAUCUGAGCUAAAGGAGAUGGCGGCCAAGCCUCUGCCUGAGGCCCCCUACGAGAUCCCUGAGGACAACCCUCGGCUGGCCGAGAUUCUUCGAGCCAAGAACAAGCAGAUUUUGGAAAAGGGAAAGAUGCUUGACAAGGAGCGAAACAAUCUUGCGGCCAAGGCGACGCGAGACCGUCGUAACGAGGUCAUCUUUCAAAGCCGAGUCCUCUUGAACGACCGUGAGGCGGAGCUCAACUGGUGGAAGCUCCGCGCCAUCACUCUUGGGGCUGAACCCAACGAGUUCAAGGACCUGCCUUAUGAAUUGAAGAAGGCCAUCUUGUCUGUUGUCGAACAGCGAGUAAGCGAGGGAGACGCAAAGAGGUCUGAGGACUCUGCGAAGAGCAAGUCGCAGAGGCAGUCCACCCGCACUGCCAAGAGCAACAAGCAUGUCCAAAAGGACAAGGAGGCCAAGGCCAAGGAGGUCGCCCGGCUCAGGGCCGAGCUGGAAGCAAAUGACGCCGCGGCUCUUCAGGCCGCUCAGAACGCCAUGGCUCAGCAGCCAGUCAUGGAGCCCUUCCAACACCAGUUCAACCAGCAGCCUGGACAAGUUGCUGUAGCCGCCUAG